Messenger RNA from Phragmites australis (common reed), 1048 nucleotides. Its product is annotated as dehydration-responsive element-binding protein 1F-like. The transcript has a single exon. The coding region runs from base 35 to 703 and encodes 222 amino acids. Gene Ontology annotation, biological process: regulation of DNA-templated transcription. NCBI's taxonomy places the organism in Eukaryota, Viridiplantae, Streptophyta, Magnoliopsida, Poales, Poaceae. The record is from RefSeq and is a predicted model, not a curated record. Gene Ontology annotation, molecular function: DNA binding; DNA-binding transcription factor activity.
UUAGCUUACUCGGCUUACUACCAGUGCACGCGCCAUGGACGCCGAGGACACGUCGUCUGCGUCGUCGUCGUCGUCGUCGCUCUCGCCGCCGACCUCGCCGAGCGGCGACGGGGGGCAGCUGCACCGGCUGCCGCCGAAGCGGCGGGCGGGGCGGAAGAAGUUCCGGGAGACGCGCCACCCGGUGUACCGCGGGGUGCGCGCCCGGGCGGGGGGAAGCCGCUGGGUGUGCGAGGUGCGGGAGCCGCAGGGGCAGGCGCGCAUCUGGCUCGGCACCUACCCGACGCCGGAGAUGGCCGCGCGCGCGCACGAUGUCGCCGCCAUCGCGCUCCGCGGCGCGCGCGGCGCCGACCUCAACUUCCUGGACUCCGCGGACACGCUCCCGCGCGCGCGCACCGCCGCGCCCGAGGACAUACGCUGCGCCGCCGCGCAGGCCGCCGAGAAGUACCGGCCGUCCGGCCAGCACGGUCGGGUCAGAACCAUGUCCGCGCCGACGCCGCUGGCACUGCCGGAGGCUACUGGCACGAGCGGAGCUGGAGGGACGACGGUCUUCAUAGACGAGGACGCCAUCUUUGACAUGCCGGGGCUGAUCGACGACAUGGCGAGGGGGAUGCUGCUGACGCCGCCGGCGAUGGGAAGGGGGCUCGACUGGGGCGCCGUCGACGACGAGCAUAGCCACAUGGAUUGCACGCUGUGGAUGGACUGAUGGAUCGUUGGCGUGCAUGCAACGGCGAUACAUAUCUGCACGUGUGCACACGUACUGUUUGAUCGAUCAGCCUGUCCAUGGAUACCUCAACAUCACCAAAUGCGCUCUCUCCAUCGUAGUCGUUAAUUCUUUUUCAAUUUGUAGUCGUUAAUUAGGAUAUUUAAUAGCAUCCCCAAGUUAAACAAGUUGAUUCUUGGAUCUGGCCUACAUUCGUCAGUUCAAAGUUAAACCAGUGUUAGCUUUGGUACUUUUAAAAUUGUGAUCACCGCUAUCUUUGUAGAUAUAUUUAGGCUGAACAUGUAAAAAUGAUAAGAAUCCAUCUUUCUCGAAAAGUACCUUUUUCAC